AUGGCUGCGACCCACCCCCAACAUGUGGAAUACAGUGCAAAUUACUACAACGCGUAUUAUGAUUAUGGUCAAUUUAAUCAAGACCAUUUGCAAACCGGUUAUCCGCAUUUUCAAGCAAAUGCUCGCUAUGGAAACAGUGCGCCUUUAUACCUACCUCACGCAGAAGGACACAAUCAAUUGAAGCAAAAGCAAUGCGAGGACAACCUGCCCCCAGAACAACCGGCAGCAAUAGCAACAACAACAACAACACCUGCCGAAAAUCAACAAUCGUAUUAUCCAAAUGCACAGUAUUACUCGAAUCAAUAUUACUGCCAGCAGCAGUUCAACAGCUACCACGAUUAUUACGCUUACCAACACGGAUAUCCUGCCCACACCACUGAGCCUACUUUGGCAAAGUCAGUUCAGACUCCCGAGUCAACACCGGAAAGCAACAUCAAUCAUAUGUACAUUAACAACAAUGGUGCGUAUCAGCAGACGAGCAGUUCUACAACCGCGUCCAGCAAUCUGAGGGGGCAAAACAGCCACCCAUACGCAACCCAAGCGGACUCCUCACAGAGCGAACCGUUUACCUACGCAAAAAAGGAGCAAACCAAAAAGCGCAAAUUGGAUAACAGUUGCACACCGAACGAGGACUCGCCAGCGUUACGAGCGUUGCUCACCAACCCAUCGAAAAAGUUGAGGUACACUCCUGGCUACAACUCAUGUGGCGUCACUAACAUGAUGUCGCCCAUUAGUGAUCGAGUCGUGCCAGAAAUAGUCCCGCCUUCACCAAACAAGACCAAUGACAGUAUCGACAGUAUUUUAGAAUGUGCCAACAGUGGCUUCGAAACGAGUCUCCGGAAUGACGGGAUGAAUUUUUCGCUGAAUCAUUAUUCCAACCCACCGACUGCAUCCAGUUUCGAUGGUGUCAGCACACCGCCAUUAUCGCCAAAGGAUCUGGAUACCUCUCUGUCGAAGUCACCGUCUGUCGUAAACGACAAGGACUUUUCCCACUACGAUGGUUCAACGAAGGAAUCGGCUAAACGAACGCGCCAAUCCUAUUCGCGUUAUCAAACGUUGGAACUGGAGAAGGAAUUCCAAUUCAAUCGAUAUCUGCAGCGACGACGGCGCAUCGAAGUAGCGAAUGCAUUGAAACUCACCGAACGUCAGGUGAAAAUUUGGUUCCAAAAUCGCCGCAUGAAAGCCAAAAAGGACAAAUCGAUCGCAAGUCCCGAUAAUGUGCUGUACGAUGAAACCCAUCACCUUCACCAUCACCACCAGCCACCAGCGUAUCAACCACAAGGAGCAUCAUCCUUUAUCGGCUACAAUCAACCCCCAAUUCAAAAUUACGGCAGCUAUGACGUGACGUCACCGCACAAUCUUAGCUUUCAAUCAUGUGGAAAAGCUUUAUGA
Sabethes cyaneus is the source of this 1392-nucleotide messenger RNA. RefSeq names its product segmentation protein fushi tarazu-like. The record is from RefSeq and is a predicted model, not a curated record. The transcript is spliced from 2 exons. Bases 1 to 1392 code for a protein of 463 amino acids. Gene Ontology annotation, molecular function: DNA-binding transcription factor activity, RNA polymerase II-specific; RNA polymerase II cis-regulatory region sequence-specific DNA binding. NCBI's taxonomy places the organism in Eukaryota, Metazoa, Arthropoda, Insecta, Diptera, Culicidae. Gene Ontology annotation, cellular component: nucleus. Gene Ontology annotation, biological process: anterior/posterior pattern specification; negative regulation of transcription by RNA polymerase II.